This is a messenger RNA of Mucor velutinosus, 1236 nucleotides long. RefSeq lists its product as uncharacterized. The transcript is spliced from 2 exons. Gene Ontology annotation, molecular function: protein binding. Bases 1 to 1236 code for a protein of 411 amino acids. NCBI's taxonomy places the organism in Eukaryota, Fungi, Mucoromycota, Mucoromycetes, Mucorales, Mucoraceae. The record is from RefSeq and is a predicted model, not a curated record.
AUGUCCAACAGCAGCAGCCCACAACUGCAUGCCUCCGUGUUGCAAUUCCUCAUGAACCAUGGCUACAUGGAGUCGGUUGAAGCAUUCAAAAGAGAAGCUCGGCGUCAUUUAGAUACACUGCCUUCCUUGCAAGUAUCUGAUGACCAACUUGUCAAUGAUCUAUCCCAGUUACAAAUACAAAGACCAAAUGAACUCGUCGAUGGUGAUGGCGACUAUUUUACCUCCAUGGUAUCUGACUUCUCGGAUAUCCAUUAUACCAACAUUUUGGCAGUUGCCAUUGAACCUCAAACACAUGCUUUAGCAACAAGCUCCAUUGACAAAACUGUGAAAAUCAGCACCAUGUUAUGUAAUAGCAAUGCAGAUAUCUCUCAAAGAAGCUACCGUCACCAUCAAGCACCUGUAUUGAGCAUCGACUUUCAUCCCACCUUACCCAAUCUCAUGCUGACCACUUCCAUGGAUGGCACCAGUGUGCUCGUCGACACAUCGUUUGAAGCUGAUUUCGGCGAGGAUCUUGAAAAAGCUGGUAUUCACCAAGUCUUCAAGGACCAUCAAAAGUAUGUCGUGCGUGGCCUGUUCUCACCAGGUACAGGCAAGUUCAUUGCAACCGCCUCCUAUGAUCGCACCGUGUGUAUCUAUCGUGUGGAUGAAGCAGAGGGAUCAGCAUUCUUGCCCAAAUACAAGCUUAUCAAGAAACUGGGGCCUUUUAUUGGAAACGCCGAGACGAUUUGCUUUACCAACGAUACUACUCUUGUGGUAGGCGUGCGUGAUGACAACUACUUGCAUUACAUCAAUCUUGAAAACAACAUGCAACAACAACGCAUCAACAUGAACGCCACAGGAGAUGAUUGGGUCUCCUUUUCGCCCAUCUGUAUAUCAGUUUCAUCUGAUGGCAGUCAGCUGCUGUGCACAACAGAUCAUAAAAGCGGAAGAACCAUCUUGUUUGAGACUGGCACAUCAAGACAGAUACAAAACUAUUAUGUCAAUGCAACAGACAACACAUUUGCCACGAAAAGACAAGUGUGGCAUCCCUCCGGACUGUACUUUUAUGCCUCAGGUGGCGAUGACAAUACCAUCAGUGUAGUGGAAACCAAGACAGGGCGUGUGGUUGACUCACUGACUGGCCACGAAGCCAUGAUCCGAUCUCUGGUGCUGGAUGCAGAAGUUGGGCUUGUCAGUGCUGGCUACGAUCACUCUGUCAAAAUAUGGUCCAAGCCCUCUGAUGCACUCAUAAGAUGA